AUCAUGUGAAGUGGUGAAUGACUAAACGGCCAGGAGCAAAAGUAUGCAGUCCGGAUUUCUAUUUGCUGGCCCCCUGAUUGCGCGCGCCAUAUCGCCAGCAACACAUGCAGUGAACAAAAACCUCUGGAGCCUUGGCAAGAUGUGCUUCGACUUCAGCAAAGUGAGUGAGUGAUCGCGACAGUUCAACAAUCAGUAUGGCCGACUUGGGCGUACCUAUUGAGCGAGGGCUUGCUUUUGUAUUCUACGGCCUGCUUGGUUGUGCUGUCCUGCCCUACGCUACUCGUUUCUUGUCUCAAGGGAAACACGAAUGCGAGCGAGUUACGAUCAAUCUAAUCAGACCAUUUGUGCACAUCAAUCACAGCUUACCUUGUAUGGAAGUGUGUGAGGAGAAGGCAGAUCAGCACAGUUUGCUACUGGAUACAGGUCCGCCUGAUGUCUGCAUGGUUCUGCAAUGGAAGUCUGAGUUUGAUUGGCUCUACACCAACUUGAGGGUGGAAGAAUCGAAGGUGGAUGGACUGGGUGCAGAAGGCUCUGCUUUGUUUUGCGUUUGUCAUGUUGAUUUGACGGCCAACCGAGUGUUUCGAACGGAUCCAAUAACGAAGAAACCAAGCGAGAAGCGCUUGAGAAGAUCACUUGUCGAUUGCAGCAUCAAAGGUCUGGUCAAGCGGUUGUCUUUAGCGGGAUGGCAGGCUCCAUACGGCAAUCAUACUGUCAAAUUCAAAGAUUCAGAAAUUGCAGACUGCAGAACUUGGACGUCGGUAAGCCAGGUGACCAAGACCAAUCGCAACGAGGCCUUUUUUAUGAAGGUGAAAUAUGACCAGAAAACCAGACCGAGCACGACCUUGGAAGAAUGGAGUGAGUGGCUGAAAACAGAGUACCUAUUCUGGGCGAGGGCUGAAUGGUGGCUGGAUGAACGUGAGUGAGUUAUGUCAACGCAGACGACAGAUGGUCACUGAGUAAAUUUCAUAGCGUUAGCAAAAGUAUUCGAUAACAUAGGCACUGUGUUGUAUGAAAUGCUCGUCGGCGUUUAAAUAUGAUCAUGUGACAAUGUCCUACUUCAAACGCUUCUGACCUUCAAAGCUGGUCAAAUGGG
Messenger RNA from Protomyces lactucae-debilis, 1093 nucleotides. RefSeq lists its product as uncharacterized. The transcript has a single exon. The record is from RefSeq and is a predicted model, not a curated record. Bases 195 to 923 code for a protein of 242 amino acids. NCBI's taxonomy places the organism in Eukaryota, Fungi, Ascomycota, Taphrinomycetes, Taphrinales, Protomycetaceae.